AUGAAAUACUUUGAAUUCUUAAGCCUAUCCUCAGUGGGACUCAGUAUAGCCUGUGGAGACAUACUGAUAGCUUUGAGCGUUCUAGCGCCCUCCAGCUAUUAUCUCUACUUUGACUUUAUGGACAUUGAAAAAUGGGAAUCAAGCAGCGAGGUGGAAGCCCUAAGUCCCAUUAGAUCCUUCUUUACAACAUUAGUGGAUUAUUUGUGGGUACGAGAAUUCUCACAGGUCUUCUAUAUGACAGCAACGCUUAUCAUUUGGGUCAAGGCCUUGGUUAACUUGAUGGUGGCCAUUCUUCUAGUCGAUGGCAUCAAGCAGAAACGACUGGUUUGCAUUGCCCCCUGGUUGAUCAACUCUUGCCUUUCAAUUGUCAUUGAAACGGGCAUCUUUGUGAGUUUGGAACUCAGGAUUGAUGAAGUUGAUGCCGCUGUGGAUCGCCGGAUAGCGCGUAGCCUCAUAUUUGGCGUUUUUAUAGUACUUAACACGUUAUUUUCGUAUGGAAUCUAUGCCCUUUAUCGGAAGCUCAAGUCUGCACCCAGUGAGAAUGUUGAAAUUAUUCCACAAAAUCCCCACACAUUCAAUGCCUAAAACUAUUUUCAACAGUAGGAUCAUAUACCAUAAAGAAUUGACCACGCUUUUGUUUCCAUAGAGGCAAAUAAAAUAAGAUGUGGGAGUACUUGCGAAUAUUUGGAAGUAUAUCCAGCCGA
This is a messenger RNA of Drosophila bipectinata, 704 nucleotides long. RefSeq lists its product as uncharacterized. Lineage: Eukaryota; Metazoa; Arthropoda; Insecta; Diptera; Drosophilidae. The record is from RefSeq and is a predicted model, not a curated record.